AUGUUAAACCAUUUACAUUUGCUAUUACCAAUACUAGUAUUUAUAUCAUUCUCAAAUUGUAUCCAAGUAGAGGAAGAACUUAUUCUUAGAGGGGACAUACCAGACAACGAAAAUUAUGAGAUUUCAGGUACAUUGUCUCUAGUUGAUGUUUAUGGUCCACUCGGAACCAUCAAUGUCAAUACAGGAGGAGAACUUUUCUACACAUGGGUCCUAGGGACUUCGCUGUUACUUCCUACAAUAUCAUUUGGAGCCAUUCUGAAUAACGGAAUUUUCCGGUUCGACACUAAUAAUAGAUACAUUACUCCUCAAACUUAUGAAUUUGAAACAAUCGAAAACUUCGCUCAAAUGGAAUUUAAGGAUUUGACCAAUCCAAGCCUAGAACCUCGGGUCAAUACAUUGAAGAAUUAUGAAGAUGCCAAUUUUUUUGUUGACGUGGGUAGUAUUGUAAUAUCUGAGUUAAUGAAUCUGGGAAAAAUGUGCAUUCGAAAUAAUGCAUUGGUUGCAAUCGAAAAGGAAACCAAGCCCAUGGGAAACCCAGGAUGUAUUCAACUACUGAAUAAGGCGAAAUUGAUGCCUCGGACAGAUUUGCUUUCAAAAGUUUGCUUUUCUGCAAAUGGGGAGGAAGGAACAGUCCUUGAUUUAACCGAAUCCAUUCCGUCUAUAGUCUGGUUGGCGCAGUUUGGUGGUACGAACGUGAUUCGCCUUCAUGUAAACGUGGUAUGGAUCAGCUAUAAUCUGCCAUAUCUUGAAAUAGGCGCUGUCCUGGGAAUUGUAGAAGAAUUUACUCUUGAUGUUGGACCAGGCUAUGAUCAAAGCAAGUUUAUCUUCGGUGGCUCCGGCAUGUCCAUACUUGAUAUCAAGUAUCUGACUAUUCCAGCAGAAGCAAACAUUUGUACUUGUAAUUGUGAAUUCCUAGAUCCUACUGAAUUCCCAGGUACCAUGCCUACAAUUUCAACUCAAACAACACUUGGUCGUACUGAAACACUUACAAUUACUACCACUGAUGAUCGUUGGACUACAAUCACACCUCAGGUUGAACCCGAGACUUCUACCUUCGAGGAAACUUCAACAAUCUCGGAACCAGAAGCAACUACAUCAGAACCCGAAUCAACUACUUCAGAAGAGGAAUCAACCACUGCAGGAAGAGAAUCCGCCACUUCAGAAAUAGAAUCCACUACCACAGAACCAGAAUCCAGUGCCUCAGAGAUAGAAUCAACUACUUCAGAAGCAGAAUCAACAACUUCGGAACCUGAGUCAACUACUUCAGAAGAAGAAUUAACCACUGCAGGAAGAGAAUCCGCCACUUCAGAAAUAGAAUCCACUACCACAGAACCAGAAUCCAGUGCCUCGGAAAUAGAAUCAACUACUUCAGAAGCAGAAUCAAGUACUUCGGAACCUGAGUCAACUACUUCGUCCGAACUUGAGUCAACUUCAGAAAUAGCAGCGACGACUUCCGAACCUGAGUCGACUAUUGUAACUAGUAGUGCAUAUUCCGAAUCAACUCUGGAGAUUCCAUCAGGAGCGGAUUCAAGUGAACAAACAGGGAGUGAAACGCAGGACAGUAGCGCAACCGACACGGAAGCAUCUUCUGUACCACAAGAUCCCACCACAGCAUCUCCUCUGGAACUAAGCACUGUAGGACCACUGUCUGAACCUACGUUAUCUGAUAAGCUGGAUGCCACUAGAACAACUAUGUCUAGCACAGAACCUGAAUCGUCGACCACUAGUACCACUGAUACAAAAAGUACAACCAUGAUUACAACCGAGACGGCAACCACAACAGCUACAGAUACAACUCAGUCAGAAUCUACAUCCAACAAGACGGACACAAUAUCAACUGUUAUUACAAGCUCGUUUACCAAGUCAAUAUUAUCCACUUCUACAACGGCAACAACUGACAAGAUAGUAAGUACCGUUUCGACAGUUAUAACCAUUACAACCAGAGCCGUUAGCUACAGUGCUGGUACUAUCGAGCCCGGAAAAACAAUUCUGGAUAUCACAGUGCCCGCAUCUACUACUGGAAAGUAUGCUUCUCCAUACGGAACAAUAGUGAGAACAACUUCUGAUGGAACUGUGUCUGAUGUGACAAUGAUGAUAUCACCUGUUGUAAGUGAAAUUCUGGGAACGACUGGUAAGCAAGAUCCGACGGCAACAUUGUCUGUUGCUUCUCCCGAUGCCACUAUUUUACCGAUUGAAGAUUCUGCUGUAAGAACCGUUAGUGGGAAAAUGUUAAUGUUUGCUAUGGCUAUUUGCGGUUUUGCUAUGUUUGUUUAG
Molecule: messenger RNA, 2274 nt
Organism: Hemisphaericaspora subhashii
Lineage: Eukaryota; Fungi; Ascomycota; Pichiomycetes; Serinales; Debaryomycetaceae
Exons: 1
Coding region: 1-2274 (757 amino acids)
Source: RefSeq, a predicted model, not a curated record